This is a messenger RNA of Penicillium manginii, 1569 nucleotides long. Its product is annotated as cytochrome P450. The record is from RefSeq and is a predicted model, not a curated record. The coding region runs from base 1 to 1569 and encodes 522 amino acids. The transcript is spliced from 7 exons. NCBI's taxonomy places the organism in Eukaryota, Fungi, Ascomycota, Eurotiomycetes, Eurotiales, Aspergillaceae. Gene Ontology annotation, molecular function: iron ion binding; oxidoreductase activity, acting on paired donors, with incorporation or reduction of molecular oxygen; monooxygenase activity.
AUGCUCCUCAUCUUUUGGAUUGGUUUGUUUAUUUCUGUCACGGGGAUUCAAGUAACCAGAGCCUUGUUUAAACGGAGAAAUCGGCCCCCGCUCCCGCCCGGUCCUCCACGAACUCCGAUUAUUGGAAACUUGAAAGACUUACCCGCCGUGGACCAGCAUUCUUGGUUGCAUUGGCUUAAACACAAAGAAAAAUAUGUUCAAUCAAUUUGCUGGGUGAAAACAUCAUUUUUCUUCACGAUGUUCGACUUGCUGUGGAAUUACUCGAAAAACGAUCCGUUAUCCAUUCUUCCCGAACUAAACCAACCUUUGUAUAUUACUGGUGCCAUGGCCAACUCAGAACAUGUUCGCCGGACUCGAAAAUAUCUUUACCAAGAGAUAGGAUCCAAUAACUCUGUCGCCUCAUUCAACGAACUUCAGUCAGCUGAAGUCGCACAUUUGUUACUGCGGCUUUUGAACAAGCCCGAAAAUCUACAGCAACACAUCCGGAAGGAAACAGGCGCACUUGUUCUCAAGCUCAGCUAUGGAUACACCAUUGAGUCCCAUGAUCGUGAUCCGCUUGUUGAUCUGGUCGAUAAAGCAAUGGAAGAGUUUAUUGUUGUAAUGCUUCCACUAACAUGGUUGGUGGAUUUCAUCCCCAUGUUAAGGCAUUUACCCUCGUGGUUUCCCGGAGUCGGCUUCAAAGAAAAGGCUAAACAAUAUAAAACCAAGUCAACUGCACUUAGUGAUGUCCCCUACGAGUUCGUCAAAGAGCAGAUGAAGAAGGAUGGAUAUGUUCCAUCCUUGUUGUCAAACAUCCUCAAGAAAGAACCUCCAGCUCCCGGAUCUAUGGACGAAACCAUAAUAAAAUGGACGGCCGCAUCUGUGUAUGCAGGAGGAGCUGAUACGACAGUUGGAACGGUUUCGAGCUUUUUUCUGGCAAUGGCUCUAUUCCCAGAUGUGCAGCGCAAGGCACAGCAGGAGUUGGAUGCCGUCCUUGGUGAAAAUCGACUGCCGCAAUGCAAAGACCGAGAGAAUCUUCCUUACAUCGAUGCGCUGGUGAAAGAAGUAUUUCGAUGGCACCCGGUGGCUCCAAUGGGUAUACCGCACGUUUCGACAGAGGAUGACAUAUGUGAGGGUUAUUUCAUCCCCAAAGGAUCUUCAAUUCUCACAAAUCUUUGGGCAUUCGCACACGACGAAGAUGUGUACCCAGAUCCUAUGAAUUUCAAGCCUGAGCGCUUCCUGGCAAGCGAGUCCCAUGUUCCUGAGCGCGAUCCUCGCUUCAUUGUGUUUGGGUUUGGUCGUCGAAUUUGCCCCGGUCGCAACGUUGCUGACACGAAUGUUUUCCUAAUCAUUGCACAAGUUCUAUCUGUUUUCAAUAUCUCAAAGCCUCUGGUAGAUGGCAAAGAGCAAGAUAUUGCACCAGAGUUUUUGCCGGGUGUACUGAGCCAUCCUGCUCCGUAUGAUGUUACUAUUCAGCCACGAAGUGAAAAGCAUCGUGAGCUAGUUAAGUCUCUUGAGCAGACUUAUCCAUGGAAAAAAAGUCAUGCAGAAUUCCUCAAAGGUGUACCCGAUUUGAAUACUACUAUUUAG